AUGACCACCGAGAUUGCUCCUCGAGAUGUCACUCCGCCUCCUCUACAAGCCCCGACCGCUAAAGAGAAGAAGUAUGACAGACAGUUGCGACUGUGGGCAGCGUCCGGUCAACGAGCACUCGAAGACUCGCAUGUUCUCCUGAUCGUCGGGGACGAGUAUCAAGGUUCCAACAGCAGUGUCGCUGGGGUCGAGGCUUUGAAGAAUUUGGUCCUGCCUAGUGUUGGAAGUUUUACGAUUGCCGAUUCCGCACAAGUUACAGUCUCUGACCUAGGCGUUAAUUUCUUCUUGGAUUCGGACAGCUUGCACAAGUCAAGAGCAGAGGAGACCAGGCGGCUUCUAUCCGAACUGAACCCGGACGUGACAGGCCACGCUAUCACAACGCCUCUGGCUGAAUGGCUUCCGGUUGAGGGGUCCUUAAAACCGUACAAUCUCAUCAUCGCUUGCGCUCCUAUACCAUCCGAGAUCCUUCAGCGAAUAUGCUUCUAUGCGCUACAGAGUUCAAUACCAGCAAUCUACGUCCAAUCCGCCGGCUUCUACGCAUCUUUUUCAAUUCAACUUCCUUCUGCAUUCCCCAUAGUUGAUACUCAUCCCGAUCCAGAAAGUACUCAAGAUCUUCGCCUCUUGGCGCCAUGGCCAGAGUUGGAUGCUGCGGUGGACUCGUUGGGCGAUAUUUCCUCACUGCCAGACCAUGACCAUGGCCAUAUCCCUUACAUUCUCAUUUUGCUUUACUUUUUGAGAGAGUGGAAAGCCAAUCACAAUGGGAACUCGCCCUCGACUUUCAAGGAGAAAACCGAGUUUCGCGACCUUGUUCGCUCGCGAGCAAGAGUCGACAACCCUGAAGGAGGCGAGGAAAACUUUGACGAAGCGUGCGCGGCCGUCCUGAAAUCAAUUACUCCACCUCCGAUAGACAGUGGCUGCAAGGAAAUGAUGGCCAUGCAUUUGUGUACCAGUUUGAGCUCCGACUCGGCUAAUUUCUGGGUCAUCGCAAAUGCCAUCAAGCAAUUCUACGAGACUCAUGGCGUUCUCCCACUGCCUGGAUCGCUGCCAGACAUGAAAGCCACGAGUGCGGAGUACAUCAAGCUGCAGAGCCUGUACAAGGCCAAAGCACGAUCCGAUGUGGCCGAAGUAACCACAACCGUCCGUCACACCGAGUCAUUACUCUCACGAGAGACCACGAUACCUGAGUCGGAGAUCGAAGCCUUCUGCAGAAAUGCAUCGCACGUCCGGGUGCUCACCAAUCCAGCCCACGAGCCCUUUCCAUCCUUGAGGCUCGGUAGUGGCGAUCACAAAACCAUUUCUCGGAUAGCCUCUCUCCUCGAAAAUGACUGGGAAGCUCUCCUCCCGGUCUUUGUUGGGCUCAAUGCAAGGGCCAACCCAUCCAGCCCUCUUGAUGUGACGGCCCUGACGUCUGAUCCCGAGUUGCUAGAAACCCUGACCAAAGCUACUGCGGAAGUCGAGCGAGUGUCGGGGGGCGAGUUGCACAAUAUCUCUAGCGUGAUUGGCGGGAUGGUGGCGCAGGAGGCGAUCAAGCUGCUGACGAGGCAGUAUGUUCCUGUCGAUGGGACGUGUGUGUUUGACGGGAUCAGGAGUAAGAGUGGCGUAUACAAGAUUUAG
This is a messenger RNA of Capronia epimyces CBS 606.96, 1614 nucleotides long. Its product is annotated as amyloid beta protein binding protein 1. Gene Ontology annotation, molecular function: NEDD8 activating enzyme activity. The record is from RefSeq and is a predicted model, not a curated record. The transcript has a single exon. Gene Ontology annotation, biological process: protein neddylation. The coding region runs from base 1 to 1614 and encodes 537 amino acids. Lineage: Eukaryota; Fungi; Ascomycota; Eurotiomycetes; Chaetothyriales; Herpotrichiellaceae. Gene Ontology annotation, cellular component: cytoplasm.